GCAAGAGAGAUAUUAGUUACUUAUGCAGGUUUCGAGAAGGAUCCCAUCUGGAGAAGGCGUAGAGAUGCCGGGAAGAACAGAGACGAAUCGGGUCAGACGGAGAAGCCACGGAUCGGGUCUGAGGGUUCGAGUAGCUUGCACGUGCUCAGGACGGCCCGGUUCAACGAAGUGUGCACGGCACGGGUUUGUGGUGCCAAGCGAUGAGAGGCUUAUGCGGAAGGCGAGCGACGGAAGCAGAGAGGUGUUGCGGAGAGCUUUGACGCCUCCUAUCCGGCGGAUGAAUCUCCGGUGGUUGAAUUUUAGGCCAACACCUAGCCGACUCUGUAAAAUGUCUUCUGUUUGAUCAUAAAACUGGGACUCAAAAAUCAAGGCUGAGAGCUUUUUUGUUUGAAUGUAAAUAGAAUUCAAAGCUUUUCUUUUUCUUGUAUUGUUGGAAAUCCAAUAAGAAUCAGACCCAAUU
Molecule: messenger RNA, 460 nt
Organism: Arabidopsis arenosa
Lineage: Eukaryota; Viridiplantae; Streptophyta; Magnoliopsida; Brassicales; Brassicaceae
Source: the annotation of a GenBank genome assembly